Phytomonas sp. EM1 is the source of this 1602-nucleotide messenger RNA. Lineage: Eukaryota; Euglenozoa; Kinetoplastea; Trypanosomatida; Trypanosomatidae. The record is from the annotation of a GenBank genome assembly.
AUGACUAAUCAGCACCCAAGGGACUCUUCUCAGACCCAGUUGACGGGCAAUCUUUUAGAACAUUCACAGAGCCAGACUCCUAGAGCUUCCUCGCCAUUGCUCCAACGUAUUGACAGAAUUCAGUAUGGUAUCAAAGCCACACUUGACGGCAUCGGUAAGGAUUGGCUAAAUGUCCAACCUUGUGUCCUUCAAGGUUUCAAUAACUUGGUGGAACUCGUCCAGAACCAUGAGAAGCGUUUGUGUAAGGUUGAUGAUGAGAUUGACAAGAUGCGUCAAACAGUGCAAAUUCUCAUUAAUGAUAGACUUCUAAAAGAAGAGCGUUACCAGUUGGACUGUGCCGUGCAGAGCGAGGCCGUGACGGCCUUGGAGAAACUCACUCAGCGGCUGCGUCUUACACUGGAGGGUGAGAGGAAGUCUCGCCGUGAGCUCCAGCAUGAGGUGCAGCGGCUCCAGCGUGACAUCCAAAAAUUAGAAAAAGAAUGUCACCUUCAACUCUCUAAUGAUUCAAAAACUUUAAGUAGGGCUCAAGUCACAGAGACUCUGAACGAGCAGCCAGAACACAGUUCGCAGGAACUACAUGAGAAUCUUAUGCGAGAGAUUCACUUACUGCGCAUGCAAUGGGAAAACUAUCGGCUAGAGCGGCAAGAGUCGCCGCCUGAGCACUUCAAUAAGCAGGGCGUCUUCCCGAGAGUUUCUGAUAACAAUUGUUGUGUUUCCCUAGGACAAUACAGAAAAUUACCCUUUCCACCGCAAUCCGCGCGCUGGUUCUGGAUGGGAGACGGGAGUAGUCACUUUAGUACGGCUCUUUCACACAGCGACGGCGCUGCCGGCAAGUCCAUUAGUCCGCCAAUUCCAUGGGAAGAGGUACGAUUGUACGAUCCGGUAACGACGUGUUGGUACUUUACUCGUUCUUGUCUGCACCAGGACACGGAAUUCACCUCCCAGAAUGGAUUGGGACGGGCUUUCCCUGCCAAUUCCGCCCUUCACCCUUAUGCUGAUGCGCAUGCUAAUGGCACACGGCGCACGAACCUUUAUAGAUCUCUUUGCGACGAGCAAGGUACUAAGAGAGAAAUAAUAGGAGGGACACCUGUAGGGACUGAAGCGAUGGAUCAAUGGAAUUGCUUUGACUGGGUGCGACCAAGAAGCAUUCGUAUCAAGCGGUCAGGCAUUUACAAGUACACAACCUGUUUGCUCCGAGACACUAAUUCCAGCUCCCCCUUUAGUGGUGGCGUUGGUACUGCUGGAGAGAGCCUUAAUAAUGAAUUGCUCGUACUCUAUGUCAAUCACCGUUGCGUCGCUAAUCUUGAGGCCAACAACAGCUGCGUUUUGUUGCAUGCAAACACCACAGCCAAUACAUCCUCAACGGGAGCACGCCGCUCAACACUUCCCGGCCGGCGUCAAGCGCGCUCCCUAAGUACUCAGCGGCGGUUAUCAUCUGAAAGAUUUACAAGACAGUGCUGCGAACCUGAUCAGCUUGCUACAAGCACUCUAUCAAAUUACAUUUUUUUGCCCGAGGGUGCUAUUGUGCAGGUGCGGUGCCAUAACAUGCACAACACUAAAACCAUCUAUGAGGCAUUUCUUGAAUUAGAGUAUAUUGUGUAG